Messenger RNA from Cucumis melo (muskmelon), 1703 nucleotides. RefSeq lists its product as uncharacterized. The coding region runs from base 466 to 1380 and encodes 304 amino acids. Lineage: Eukaryota; Viridiplantae; Streptophyta; Magnoliopsida; Cucurbitales; Cucurbitaceae. The transcript has 14 exons. The record is from RefSeq and is a predicted model, not a curated record.
AAUAAGUAGCACAAUUUCAUUUUUGCGAGGUUUUACUAAUUCCCUUCUUGGCGAAUAGGGUUGUUACGUUGCAGCUUGCAAAAGCUUGUCGAUUCUUUGGGUGAAAUUUUGCCACCGGCGGAGUCGCCUCGUCGUCCACCGACCUCAAUCCGCCGUAACUCCACCGCUGCAGCUUCGAUUUUCCCGAACGUUCGUUCUGAUGCUCAGCCUCCACUGCACCUCGUAGCCACUGCAGCACCACUCCCAGUCAUACAUCGUUGCCACUCUCAUGGCGAUUCCUUUUGGGAGGAUCACCAUUCUCGUUGGAGCUGGUUCAUACACAGUAUUGUUGGCUCUGUUCUGGCAAAAGAGGGACGCCUGCCAUAUGUACAAGAUUUCGUCUCAGGUGCCUUUAAGAUUGCUCUAAGGCGUAUCAGUCGAGAUGACUCUAGCACGUCAAAAAGCAAGCCACACAAUGACUCUUUAAUGGCUCAGGUAAAAAGCUUACGUGAGGAACUGCAAAUGUUAGCAUCAAAUCGUCAGAUGACAAUUGUGACUACUGGCGGAAGAGGGGGUAGAAAAUAUGGCGUAAUCAUUCUUGUGGUUGUAGUAGGGUAUGGGAUCGUUUGGAUAAAGGGAUGGAAACUUCCUGAUAUGAUGUUUGCUACGAAGCGUAGUCUAUCUGAUGCUUGCACUUCCGUUGCUAGGCAGCUCGAGAAUGUUUACUCAUCCAUUGCGGCUACAAAGCGGAAUUUAUCUUCAAAAAUGGACAGUGUUGACAAAAGUUUGGAUGAAACUUUGGAUGUCACUACUGAUACACAAGAACAGGUCUCAGAACUACGAGGUAGAUCAGAAACUUUUGGCAGGGAUAUUAAGUCCGUUCAUCAUGCCGUCCAGACAUUGGAAAAUAAACUUUGCACCUUUGAAGGAAAGCAGGAUCGAACGUAUGAAGGUGUUAAGAAAUUGUGUAAUUAUGCUAUCGACUUGGAGAAUCGAAGGACUGCAGAACGUACUCAGGCAAUUCCUUCUGGUCCCUCCAGGCAAGUUCUUGAACUCCCUCCAACACCUUCAACAAAGCAGCAAAAUCGAUCGUUGCCGAUUGGCUUUUCACCGGAAGCACUGUCUCCCUCCGAGUCUAAUGGUUCUUCUGACCAGGCUCAAGUUCAACGGCGAUCCCUCCAGAAUACUGUCUCAGACCCUGGCUUGAUGUCAAUAGCACCUACAGAUUCAACGGCUCCAUCAAGUAGCAGCCUCGAUACAAUGUCGAAUGGGACUAGUUCAUCAGAAGCUACCAAAAGCGAGGCUGGGAAUUCUGGUCUUUCAGGACUUGGAUUUCUUACCAGAACGAGGAGUGCAAUGAGCGCAGUAUUCCGCCAUUCUCGCCCCAGUGUUCAAUCUUGAGGAAGUAUUCUUUUUGUAGAAUUAUCUAUCGACCCAACUGGACGCCGGUUCUUUGAGGACUUGUUAUAUAUCUAAAGCUAGCAGUGCCUAAUCCAGAUGAAGAAGGUAUCGUAUAGUUCUGGUGGGUACAGAAUUUUGUAGUUAUGAUUACAAAGCUCCUUUAUUUUCUCUUCUUUUUUGUUUUAGGUAUCAAAGUGGUUAUUCUAUAUUUUUUGGUUUUACUUUGUCUUACGAUAAUAAAGUAUUCUAAAUUGUAAUGUUAUUUAUGCAUUCUGAAGCCUUUUCCCCCUUUUUCUUCUUAAUCUAUGGGGUUCUUUGCUUGA